AUGAUUCUCUCUCAUCAGUCCCUGCCAACAUUCCCCGCCAUCAUUCCCUGCCAACAUUCCACGCCAUCAGUCCCUGCCAACAUUCCCCGCCAUCAUUCCCUGUCAUUAUUCCCUGCCAACAUUCUCUCUCAUCAUUCCCAGCCAUUAUUCCCCACCAUCAUUCCCUGUCAUGAUUCUCUCUCAUCAUUCCCUGCCAACAUUCCCCACCAUCAUUCCCUGCCAACAUUCUCUCUCAUCAUUCCCAGCCAUUAUUCCCCACCAUCAUUCCCUGUCAUGAUUCUCUCUCAUCAUUCCCUGCCAACAUUCCCCACCAUCAUUCCCUGUCAUGAUUCUCUCUCAUCAUUCCACGCCAUCAGUCCCUGCCAACAUUCCCCGCCAUCAUUUCCUGUCAUCAUUCCCCACCAUCAUUCCCUGCCAACAUUCUCUCUCAUCAUUCCCUGCCAACAUUCCCCACCAUCAUUCCCUGUCAUGAUUCUCUCUCAUCAUUCCACGCCAUCAGUCCCUGCCAACAUUCCCCGCCAUCAUUCCCUGCCAACAUUCUCUCUCAUCAUUCCCUGCCAACAUUCCCAGCCAUCAUUCCCUGCCAACAUUCUCUCUCAUCAUUCCACGCCAACAUUCCCCGCCAUCAUUCCCUGCCAACAUUCUCUCUCAUCAUUCCCUGCCAACAUUCCCCACCAUCAUUCCCUGUCAUGA
Messenger RNA from Biomphalaria glabrata, 693 nucleotides. RefSeq names its product variant surface antigen E-like. The record is from RefSeq and is a predicted model, not a curated record. Lineage: Eukaryota; Metazoa; Mollusca; Gastropoda; Planorbidae. Bases 1 to 693 code for a protein of 230 amino acids. The transcript has a single exon.